Panicum virgatum (switchgrass) is the source of this 889-nucleotide messenger RNA. RefSeq names its product GDT1-like protein 4. NCBI's taxonomy places the organism in Eukaryota, Viridiplantae, Streptophyta, Magnoliopsida, Poales, Poaceae. The record is from RefSeq and is a predicted model, not a curated record. The coding region runs from base 140 to 742 and encodes 200 amino acids. The transcript has 7 exons. Gene Ontology annotation, cellular component: Golgi apparatus. Gene Ontology annotation, molecular function: calcium ion transmembrane transporter activity; manganese ion transmembrane transporter activity. Gene Ontology annotation, biological process: Golgi calcium ion homeostasis; Golgi calcium ion transport; calcium ion transmembrane transport.
UCCCGGCGCCGCACGCGGGUCGCCCAGCUGGCUGCCACCCCUCCCAGCCAGGCCGCCACUCCUCCGAGAUCCCGCCCCCGCCUCGCCUCGCCUCGCCGCGCCGACGCACGGAUCUCGUCUCGCCGUCCGCCCCGUCGCGAUGCACAGGCGCGCCCCCGCCGCGGCCCUCCUCGUCGUGCUCGUGCUCUCCGUUUCCGUUUCCGUCUGCGCUGCCGCCGACCAGGUCGCUAAUGGCACUGGCAGGAAUGGCACCGGCGCCGGCGCUGCCCGACUGGACCGUCGCACCAAGAUGUUCCUCCAGACGGCGCGGGCGCGCGGGGACGCUGCUGCGGCGCAGGAGCCAGGGCUUGGGCUCUUCGACGCCUUCUUUGCCAGCCUGUUCAUCAUCGUCGUCAGCGAGAUUGGGGAUGAGACGUUCAUCAUCGCGGCACUGAUGGCGAUGCGGCACCCCAAGUCGACAGUGCUCUCUGGUGCACUGUCGGCGCUGGUCGUUAUGACAGUGCUGUCAACUGGGCUAGGCAUAAUUGUUCCAAAUUUGAUAUCAAGGAAGCACACUAACAGCGCAGCAACUGUCCUUUAUGCAUUCUUUGGGCUACGUCUGCUGUACAUUGCCUGGAGAUCAGAUUCCAAGGCAUCGCAGAAAAAGGAAAUAGAAGAACGUCGUGGUCUUUGUUCAUCGUAUAUGUUAACAUAUACAAGUAGAGGAAAAGCUGGAAGCAGGUCAAGGGAAGUCAACAUUUAGACGUGUUUUCUCGAGAUUCUGCACUCCUAUUUUCUUGGAGGUAGAUUUCCCUCCCUUCUCAUUUUACACUAUUACAUUUCGUAGAAACUUACAUUUGCUGGGGCCAGCUGCUCAUGACACUGGCAUUUUGGAAUGGAUGGAGAAAUC